Molecule: messenger RNA, 4047 nt
Organism: Cavenderia fasciculata
Lineage: Eukaryota; Evosea; Eumycetozoa; Acytosteliales; Cavenderiaceae
Product: WD40 repeat-containing protein
Exons: 7
Coding region: 1-4047 (1348 amino acids)
Molecular function (GO): protein binding
Source: RefSeq, a predicted model, not a curated record
AUGUCAUCUUACACUUCUUUUACAGACCAACGCACCAUCCCGCCGUCACAACUACAACAACUACAACAACAACAGAUACAUAAUAAUAAUAAUAAUACGACAACGACGACAUCAACAACAUCGACAACGACAACGACAACGACAUCGACUACGACAUCAACAACACCAACAUCAUUAUAUUAUAAUAAUCAACAAAACUAUUAUCUACAAGGUCAUGAUCGAGAGUUACCACCAUUAUCACCAUCUUCGUCGGUUUCAACGUCGACGCCACCGACCUCGCCUCUACUUGGACAGACGGCCCCCGCCGAGUUAUUGCCUUUACCUUCGCUAUUGCCGAAUUCGUCGCUCUUGUCAAACGUGUUACUUAAAAAUAUCGAAAUGAAAAACAACAGUAUUGUGAACCAUACGAAAUGGAGCGAUGAACAAUUACGAGAACUGAGGGUGAUCUAUGAUCGUAUUGCCCAACGACUCAUUGAAGACUUUGAAAUCGAGAUAUCAAGAAAGGAAUGGAAGUUGUAUCUCGAUAAAAAGGACGUUCAAUUGUCAACACGACCAAGCAGUAAUAUCACCUCUAGCAAUUGUCUUGCCCGACUCAACGUUCAAUGUCCUCCCAUUGUCGGAACGGCCUAUACCCGUGAUUGGCAAUGUCGAUACCAAUAUGACAAGUUUCUCGAUGACUACGACCUACUCUACUAUUACACUUGUAACGAUAAAACACGUGCCAAAAAACAUAACAUCCCUUACUCUGACUAUGAUGUCAUAUUACUUAGAAUGACAACAAACAAAAUGAUUUGGGUAAAAUCAAGAGAAGCUACAAUGAUUCAAGUUUCAGGACCACAUCCAACAAGACCAAAAACAUUUAUUACAGUUGGAUGUACAGUCGAUUUUAGUGGAACACCACCACAUCCAUCUUAUUUUAAGGCUGGAUGUUCAAUGUUGGCUUGGUUGUACGAACCUAUUGGAGAUGGUAAAACGUCACAUUGUACACAUGUAUGUAAUUUUGAUUUUGCAAGAGACACUUCUUCAAUUGCAGAGAUUUUUGUAUUACCAAUGUUUCCAAAGUUUCCACUGUUGAAUGCCUACUUUAAGUUACUCUUUAUUCGAUCAAAAUUAAAAGAGAUUCAAUCAAAAUCGGAUUCUGGUAAACAAGGACUAUCACAAUUGUUGUCUGGUUCGAGUUCACAUCACUAUAGCAUCAACCGUAAAAAAUUGGCACAUCAAUCAAAGGAUGCAAAGAAACGUGUAAAGAUUACUAUUGACUUUACAAAUCCUCCAAAUGAUUGGGUUACACUCAUCCUUCAAAGAGCUACCAACACUAAUUGGAAAACUCUUGCUUCCAAUCCCAAUUCAAAACUAUAUACUGUUCAAUAUAAUUUUAAUCAUACUUUAAAUGAUAGAAAACUAAUUUUCAUUAAAACUAGUUUAGAAUAUGAUUGUACAAUUGAUAAACUAAGUUUAUUAUUGAUAGAAAAUUAUAUAAAUUGGGAUAAAUUUGUACAUACUAUAAGACAUGCUGACCGUGGGGUCAUCGUUUCAGGUGGAGGUGGAUCAAUGUCAAAGAAACUUCAUUAUAAUGUUCCUAGUUUUGAAUUACAAUGUUUAAGAUAUUUUGGUUAUUCAGAUGGUAAACCAUUUGCUAUUGAAGAAAGAGAAAAUGGAGAUAUAUGUUUUUAUUUAAUUAGAAAAACAGUCCAGGGACUAUCAGCAAUAGAUAUAUACUUUCUUGUUUAUAAAAAUAAUUGGUUGGACAAGUUGGAGAUUUAUAGUAACAUGUCCAAAGAAAAACAAAUUGGAAAGACUAUCAAAUCAUUUUUAGGAGGUUCUGAAAAGAGUAAAUCAAAACCACCACCACCACAAUUGUCACCAAUGGCCACUUCACCCAACUUGGCAUCAUCCACUUCAUCUGUAGGUUCAAAUUCCUCUCAAAGUCAACAACCACUUUUACCACCAUCAUCUCAACACAACGAUAAUGGAAGUAGCAGUGGUGGAAGUAGCGGAGGCAAUAGACAAACAAAGGAUUUUUACUAUUUUAGUAUUGUUCAAAUGUUUGAGACAAUGAUUGAAGGAGUUUAUUUCCAAAUGUCGACGGAAUUUUUAGAGAAUCUAAAGGUUUUGACGAUUGAUGAAAGUUUGGAACUUGCUCCACUUGCCGAAUUGCCAACACGCUUCAAGAGAACAAACUCUGCAUCUACGAUUGGUCACGAGGACAUGAACGAUGUCAACAUGAUUGGCACACCAACUACACGCAAGAGAACAAAAGAGACGCACGAAACAAAACAAACCGAUAGAUCAUCAAGUUCAUUCUCCUCUACCUACACUACAAUGACUAUAGAUAGUAGAAAAGCUAGUGUUUGUAGUAUUGGAGGAGAUAUAUCUAUGAUCAACAAUAAUAAUAAUAACAGUCAACCAUCAUUCCUAGAUUCUCACCGACCAGAUUCUUUUCUCUUGCCACCUUUUUUCCCAACCAAUCAUUAUUGGAAACCAACUCAAGAGAAUAUGGGAGAAUUAUUUUUACGCAAGCCAUUGGAUGGUUUUAGUUUAAACAAUAAUAAUAAUAUUAAUAAUAAUAUGAUUGAUGAAUUAUCCAAUACGGCAAUAACCAACAACAACAACAACAACAACAACACCUCGACAACAACAACAACAACAUCUACUACUACUACUACUACUACUUCUAUUGACUCUGAACCAUAUAUACUCAUGCUUCCACAAGAAUUGUUACAUCAUAUUUUUUCAUUUCUUGGGGAUGUCGUGCUAUGUAGACUAUCGCGUACUUGUAAAUAUUUCAAAAUGGUUUCAGAGUCUGACAGCCUAUGGUACCCUGUAUUUGAAACCAUGUUUGAGUCGAUUCCUACUGCUUGGAAGAAAAAAUUUCUUUGCAAAAUUAGAACUGAAGCCUUGUGGAGCCUAUGUACAGACACCCAACCGCAAAACAAUGGUCUCAAUUACUAUCCAAACAACAAAUCGGCACUCGACAGAGAUCCCAUUCCUCUAUCAUCUGUAACCAUCUGUUCAUAUCGUAUCUAUCCUUCAUUGGUUACAAUCUAUCCAAAAUCACGAUCAGAUUCCAUCUCUUCGUGUCUUUUACAUCACAGUAAAGCUUAUUUUGCGACUGAUCAAAAUAACUUUAUUCAGGCAAAUAUUUAUGAAAACAUUCCAGAUAAAAUGUUUAAAAGAUUAAAUUUUGAAAAGGAAAUUAAUAAUAUUGAUAAUAAUAGUAUUGAUAAUGGUCAAGAUGAUAUAGAAAUGGGAGACUCAACAAACAAUUCUUUAAAGUUAUGGUUAAAUGAAAGAGGAAUUUUAACUUCUUUAUGUGCCAAUAGAAGAUUGUACAAGAUUGAUACGAAUCAUUCAAAACCACCAUUGACAUCAAUUGAUGAUUUAAUGGAGGAGGAUAUGGAACAACAAUCAUCACACAAUAAUAGCGACUUUAAUAACAAUAGCAACACCGAUCACUUACAACAACCAAAAUAUAUAACUUUGAUUAAUCCAAAAAUACAGUAUCCAGCCUGGGACGUAGUUGGAUGCAGUAAUAGUAAGAGUGGAGAACUCGUAGCACUACACUAUAAUAGUUGUCAAGACAAUAACGACGACCAUGACACUGUCGUUGACUUGUUUAGUUGCUCCGAUGGAAAGUACCUCAGAUCGUUUGAUAGAGGCGGCGAGGAGAUUGCUGCAAUCGAUCUCAACAUGAGUAGACUUGGAGUGGGUGGAUUCAGUGGACCUAUCGACCUGUAUGAUAUCAACACUGCAUCCAAGGUGUUGACCUUUUUGGGUCACACUGACAAAAUCACCAGUCUCAACGUAUUGGACGAUGAAGAUAUCGUAGUGGCAUCGAGUAAAGAUUGUACAGUUAAAUUUUACGACGAAAGAGGAGGUCCCUAUUAUGUCAAACGUAUCGUGACAACCGAGCCUGUGCGUCGUGUCUACACCUCUACUACUCGUGUCCUUUGCGCCACCAAAUCCAAUCUCUCCUACUAUGAUCCUCGUAAUCUAUCCAAACCCAUCGGACAACUAUGGAACCCACCCAAAACAAAUGUAUUUUAG